UUCCAAAGAUCAGGAUCAUUCUAUACGAUCCAAGAUCACAAGAUCACACACACACAUUCUUUCUGGUUUCGGCAGGUCCAAGACCUUUUUUUGGGGGGACUCAGUGACCGCGGUCACGACCGUCUUCGACUGUCGCCUGAAAACGUCACGAGAGCCAGGUCUAUUACGUCAACGUGAACCCAGAGGUGAAAGAUCCGCUCUAUGUGAGGUGGAUCGGCACUGCAUGGUCUGGACGUCGUUCGCAGGAGAAGCCGGUCUGGGAGGCAUGGCCCGAUCCCAUUUUGGCUCCUCCGCACCCGUAUGAUGUGGUGUCUGUGAGUCCUCUGGCUGGCAAUUGCCACAUCCUGUCCAAAGUAUUGGAGUCCGAGAAGAUCAGCUUGGCGAGCCUGGUGUAUGUACCGAUCAAUCCGGUGGUGCCACCUCCCAUCGAGGUCAAACCCAACUACACGCUGUCCUUCCUCUGGAUGCGUCGAAAGAUUAAAGCCGCUCAACGGGCUGGCUUCUCACCAGACGCCGCCAACUCUCAAUCUUUUCGGCGGCAUUUUGCAGCACAGUGUUCGCUUCAAACUGUUGUGAAUAUCCUUGAGCCUUUGGGCUACCAGCUAUUGCACCUGGAGCACCUGUAUGCUGUUUUUGCGCAUGAGAAUGUCGUGCCGCUUUUGCGGCAGCAGGAACUUGCUGGCCCAGCGAUAUCGACGUUUGACAUCUGGCGUCAAGGCUGGCACUGCUCACCCUUCUCUCGCUAUUUGCUUGGGCUGGAGGCUCUUCUAGGCUUUGACUUCACCUGGCUCAGCCCAGAUGGCAAAGGAAAAGAUGAGAAAGGACUUGGGUGCAUCAGGUCCUUCAGGGAGUUUCUCACUCGAGAGGGCCUUUUGAUAUCAGCAAACUACACUGGGAAAGACAGCUGCGAGGACUUCUCGGAGAGCUCGGCCAGCUCCGCAGCUUGGGCCUUGCAGCGCCGGCUCAAUGCCGUGCAGGCGAUCACCGGCACCAGCCGCGGCUUGGCAUCGGCUCAGGUGUUGGCCCAGAAGCAAACAAAUGGAUCCCCAAAUGCAAGCUCGAUGUGGUGCUGGUAUCAACUAUCGUCGCACUGCGCCUGCCUUCCACCCUUCCGUGGAAGUCGCUGUGACAUGAUUGACCGCAGCAAGGAUGACGAGGCACGGAAGUUCCAGGCAGGAUUGGUGAUGGUGAUGAAAGAGAAUGGACCUGACGCUAUUCAGGACAUGACUGCUCGCCUGAAGAACUUGUCGUACUUCAACUCGCAGCCUGGAAGAGGAUACCCAGUGAUCAUCUUCCAUUUGGCUAUGCCUGAAGAUGCGCUUGAGAAGCUGGCUAUAGCCAGUGACAACCGGAUAUGGUUUGUGGAACUGCAGGUUGCCAAAGGGAGGCCGCCCAGUUCUGCGAUGCAGUGGUUUCGAUUCAGUGAGAUGUUGAGCCAUCCAGCUUUGAAAGGUCUGGAGAUUCUUUGGGAUGUCUCGGAGUCCCUAAGGGAUGAGGAUCCUAUUCCAGCCUUGUACAAGGCUCGAUUGGCACCAGCUGCAUGCUGGAGGCAACCGAUGCAGGCCCCCUUGAGCUAUCGAAGGGGUCGUCUCGAAGAAAUCACGGAGCUCUUUCUUCUACACCACGGCAAGGAGUGGAGGGACUUCGAUGCAGCCGGUGGAGUCAACCUACUCACAGGCGUGACCAGUUCCAAAUGCCCGGUUUGGCGGAGGAGAUCUUUGGCAACAUCAGAAGUCUUCAAGCAGUUUGUGAGGUUCUUGGAAGAUCAUGCAGUUGGCAUCGACACACCAUAUGACGUUGAAGCAGUCCGCAUGGUGGGAGCUGCUGUGACCGCCUUCCUGACGCGAGGUGGUUCCACGCGUGCAUUGUUACUGACUUGAAGCACUUGAAAGGGAUGAACAACUCCAUUUUUCGCAGCCCAGAGAUCAGCAAGACCAACAUCUCGGACACAGCGCACAGCUCCACACUGGUGGACCAGUCCUCGACGCGUGACGCAGAGAUGCGCAGCGCAUGAGAUGCCCGUCAGAAGCCAAAGGCCUUUGCAGAGCAGUCUGAAGAGAAAUUGCAGGGCAGUUCGUGUCUUCGUGUUUCUCGGAGAUGCUUAUGAAGUUCACCUUUGGCGAAUGAUCAUUCUGAAUCAAGAUCCACAUCGAUAUGCAGCAUAGAUAUGCCUGCUGCUGUGCUCCUAAUCUGAUGCAUUGGCAUGCCUCGCACGUCUCAAAGGAGGCUGCACAGCCAAAGCAGCAUUGGCCUCUCACUAAUAAAGUGGUUUCAGUCUCACAGCGAAAUGGCCGUCCAUGUCACUGCCAACCUAUUGUAUUGGUUUCGAUCUUGAGACCUUCCUCCUCUCUUGUGAGGCUUCGAUGG
This is a messenger RNA of Durusdinium trenchii, 2367 nucleotides long. NCBI's taxonomy places the organism in Eukaryota, Dinophyceae, Suessiales, Symbiodiniaceae. The record is from the annotation of a GenBank genome assembly.